Messenger RNA from Siniperca chuatsi (mandarin fish), 1680 nucleotides. Its product is annotated as ATP-dependent RNA helicase DDX39A. NCBI's taxonomy places the organism in Eukaryota, Metazoa, Chordata, Actinopteri, Centrarchiformes, Sinipercidae. Bases 156 to 1439 code for a protein of 427 amino acids. The transcript is spliced from 10 exons. Gene Ontology annotation, biological process: mRNA splicing, via spliceosome; mRNA export from nucleus. Gene Ontology annotation, molecular function: RNA binding; RNA helicase activity; ATP binding. The record is from RefSeq and is a predicted model, not a curated record.
AGCACACGUUUUAAUUACCGUUACAGCCAUUGGUUCACAUCGCAUCGAAAUUGAGAGCUUUUUCGCGGUGUACCUGAACACACCAUACGUGUGUUCUCACUGUGAAUAUUUGCUACGCACAUUGACAUCGGUAGGACAUAAAAUAUCACAGCAAGAUGGCUGAGCACGACGUUGAUAAUGAACUUCUGGACUAUGAGGAAGAUGAGGAGCCCCAGGGAGCCCCCGAGAGUGGGACCCCAGCAAACAAGAAGGAGGUGAAGGGAUCCUACGUAUCCAUCCACAGCUCGGGCUUCAGAGACUUUCUCCUCAAACCAGAGCUGCUCCGUGCCAUUGUCGACUGUGGUUUUGAGCAUCCCUCAGAAGUCCAGCAUGAGUGUAUUCCCCAAGCUAUCCUGGGCAUGGACAUCCUGUGUCAGGCCAAGUCCGGUAUGGGAAAAACAGCAGUGUUUGUACUGGCCACCCUGCAGCAGAUAGAACCUGUUGAUGGUCAGGUGUCUGUCCUUGUAAUGUGCCACACGCGAGAGUUGGCCUUCCAGAUCAGCAAAGAGUACGAGCGCUUCUCCAAGUACAUGCCCACUGUCAAGGUGUCUGUGUUCUUCGGUGGCCUGGCCAUCAAGAAGGACGAGGAAGUCCUGAAGAAGAACUGCCCUCACAUUGUUGUAGGAACUCCAGGACGUACCCUGGCCCUCAUCCACAACAAGACCCUCAACUUGAAGAACAUUAAACACUUUGUGCUUGACGAGUGUGAUAAGAUGCUGGAGCAGCUGGACAUGAGGCGUGACGUCCAGGAAAUCUUCAGGCUGACACCCCAUGAGAAGCAGGUUAUGAUGUUCAGUGCAACGCUAAGCAAGGAGAUCCGCCCUGUCUGCCGCAAGUUCAUGCAGGAUCCCAUGGAAGUGUUUGUGGAUGACGAGACCAAGCUGACACUCCAUGGUUUACAGCAAUAUUACUGCAAGUUAAAGGACAGUGAGAAGAACCGAAAGCUCUUUGACCUGCUCGAUGUGCUUGAGUUCAACCAGGUGGUGAUCUUCGUUAAGUCAGUGAAUCGCUGUGUGGCUCUGUCCCAGCUGCUGGUGGAGCAGAAUUUCCCUGCCAUCGCCAUCCACAGGGGCAUGGCGCAGGAGGAGCGGUUAUCUCGGUACCAGCAGUUUAAAGACUUCCAGCGGCGGAUCUUGGUUGCAACCAACCUGUUUGGUCGAGGCAUGGACAUCGAGCGAGUCAACAUCGUCUUUAACUACGACAUGCCAGAGGAUUCUGACACAUACCUUCACAGAGUGGCCCGUGCUGGCAGGUUUGGGACCAAAGGCCUGGCCGUCACCUUUGUGUCAGACGAGACCGACGCUAAGAUCCUGAAUGACGUCCAAGACCGCUUUGAGGUCAAUGUGGCAGAGCUCCCAGAGGAGAUUGAUAUCUCCUCUUACAUUGAACAGGCCAGAUGAGUCUGAAGUGUCUUUCCAGUGAAGACUGUGUGUGACCCUUGGUGUUGCUGUAUUUAGGUGGAGGGGAAAAAAACCCUCAUUUAUUUUAAAGUUCCCCUCCCACCAUAAAUGUUGGCAAGUUCAUAAUGAUAAAACAUUUUAAUUUUAUUCUAUCAGGUCUUUGCGGGGUGCUUGUUUUAGUGUUUUCCUUGUUAAAACCAUGGAUAUUGUUUUGGUUGAAGAAAUAAAGUUUUAUACCUUA